GCAAGUGUACAGAGCGCCGCUUGUGUUGCAUUUACCAAAGCAUUACAUUAACGUACGGUCUUCCAUUUUGGAUUUAUGAUAAGAUUUUACGUGCGAGACUCGGAAAAGGUCCUACGAAAAACAUGCUAGUACGUGCUGAAUCACGAAAGAUCGGAGCAGGAGAGUGGUGAUUCCUUUGGACUGUGAGUGAUACUAGAAUAUGGUAGAUGCAACAAUGGUGGAUACUUACUCAAUUUCGCGAAAGCCCAACGUGAACUUGCAGGGUGCUUCGCGGACGCGUUCACUGACGACCGGAGAGCCGCUGUCGUACCCGGCACAUAUCACGGACAGUACGGGGCGGACGGUAGGAAACCACGCUCAACAUGUUGAAUUACCGCCGAUUAAAAGUCACACUAUUGGGGGAACGAAGGUGCAGAAAACCAGUGAGAAUAUUCCGAAUGGUAUCCAGGUCCAGCAGUUAUUCGAACCGGACGAUAAUCAUAACUAUAAACGGCAAGUUCAGCCGCCGGGGAAAGUCUCAAACGGCAUGGUAACGAAUCACGCCCGCCGCCCGUCCAGUGACAACAGCACGGACUCGAAAUCCAACUCGGCUAAGCAACGUUCACUACCCAUGACACCAGAAGAGGCUAUGAAAAUGUACAUGCACAAACUCACAUCCUAUGAGCACCAUGAGAUCUUCAACACACAGCAGAUAUAUUUUGUUGGACCGAACGCCAAGAAAAGACAGGGCGUCAUUGGAGGGGCAAAUAACUGUGGAUACGACGACGACCAAGGAUCAUACAUUCAUGUUCAGCAUGAUCACGUCGCAUAUCGAUAUGAAGUCUUGAAGAUCCUCGGAAAAGGAAGCUUCGGUCAGGUAGUGAAAGUGUACGACCAUAAGACAAACCAGCACAUAGCCAUUAAGAUGGUGCGCAACGAGAAACGAUUUCAUCGACAGGCGCAGGAAGAGAUCCGGAUCUUAGAACACCUCAAGAAGCAGGACAAGGAUAACAAUAUGAACAUAAUUCAUGUCAUCGACAGUUUCAACUUCCGCAACCAUAUAUGCAUCACCUUUGAGUUGCUAAGUAUGAACUUGUACGAACUCAUCAAGAAGAAUAAAUUUCAGGGAUUCAGUCUGCAGCUGGUUCGGAAGUUUGCCCACUCAUUGUUGCAGUGUCUAGAUGCGCUACAUCGGAAUCGUAUCAUUCACUGCGACAUGAAACCAGAGAACAUUCUCCUGAAGCAGCAGGGACGCAGCGGCAUCAAAGUGAUCGACUUUGGAUCCAGCUGUUACGAGCAUCAGCGUAUCUACACCUACAUCCAGAGUCGCUUCUACCGAGCACCAGAAGUCAUACUCGGAGCCCGAUACGGAAUGCCCAUCGACAUGUGGAGCCUCGGCUGCAUCUUGGCGGAGCUUCUCACAGGAUACCCUCUCCUCCCCGGUGAAGACGAAGGAGACCAACUAGCUACCAUGAUUGAACUCUUGGGGAUGCCCCCGACAAGACUAAUCGAGCAGUCCAAGAGAGCUAAGAAUUUCAUCAACUCCAAGGGUCAUCCACGCUACUGUACAGUCACCACCCUGCCAGAUGGAACCACCGUACUGAACGGUGGGCGCUCCAGACGAGGGAAAGUACGCGGUCCACCAGGGAGUAAGGAUCUUGUGAAGGCGCUGAAGGGUUGCGACGACCCACUGUUCAUAGAUUUCCUGAAGCGAUGCAUGGAUUGGGAUCCCCAGAGCAGGAUGACCCCAAGUCAGGCGCUGCGUCACGCUUGGUUACGGAGGAGGUUACCCAAACCACCUGUUGUAGAUGCAUCGGCUUCUGCUAAGCACAAGAGGCACGGGUCAUCAGCUGUUUCAAAGCUGCCUCCAACGGGCCAGAAUGCAAGUGCCAAGACACGUCAGGCUGGCGAUCCGACAGCAAGGACUGUACUACCAAAGAUUGUCACAUAAAAUAAAAGACAGUAAAAACCAAUUGUUUGGACACAAAUUGAUGGAAAACCAAAGUGUGGUCUUUCAUGGCAGAUAUUGAAAAUGAUGAAAACUUCACAUGAAAAUCUUUUAUUGUUUUAACCGUUUUUAUUUCUUGAGUACCGCGACCAGUUUUAAAAGUUAAAUCAAAUUCUCUCUUUCCAACUGCCAGUACUUGCUCUUUCUUCUUAAAAAUUAAUACUGAUCAUGAAUUUUUACCAUCUUUUAUGCAAAGAUAUUGAUAAUUACCUUUUAAACCCAUGUGAUUGUUUAUCUAAAUUUUCAAAUGUGUUUUAAAAAAAAGCAAUGCCAGAAAGAUCACACAACUUGAGUUUUUGACCACGUUGUCAUUCAAACGGGGAAUGCCAGACAGUUGUAAUUCUAUCAAGCUAAACACUGUGUACAAAAUGUAUAAAAUUUGUAAAUAUGACUAUAUUUUUAUGUGCACUUUUUACCUGAUUCCAUGUUUUUAAUUUGUAACAAACAUUGUUUGGCAUUCUUUGUUUGUAGUAAUGAAGUAAUGGCAGUUCAUUCCUAACGUGACAGAUAAAAUGGUGCCGUGAUUUAAACCCACACUGAAGAGGCAAGAUUUUUAGUGUAUAAAUUCUGUGAGAUUUAAGUGUAAAUUCCAAAUAUCAAAAGUUGGAGAAAAGGUCAAAAUGAAUGUGGAGACAUAUUUUUAAAAAUAAUUGAGUUUCCCUUCAUCUCUGCCGAGUUUUGAAAUUGUGAGUGAAAUGAAUUUCUAUGAAAUUUUGUUUUCAAAUGGCAACAGUUUUAAAACGUUCCACUAUGGGAACGGAAGUAAGGUUUACAAUUGAAAUUGCAAAAUUGUGCCAUUCAAAACUUUCGAUCACAAAUUACUCACCAAAAAAAAUGAAUUUUGUUUGUGAAAUUACACUAUAAUUUCACCAGUUUUCCUGUUUGGCAAAAUGUUCCACAUAACGGAAGCAAGAAAAAAAUACUGCAAAAUGUUUGUCAUUCAAAAUUUUAGGUCACAAAUUAAACUAUUCAUUUUUGUCUUGAAAUGAUACUGUGAUGGCACCAGUAGUAAACAGUUUCUAUGUUAUCAUUAUAAAAAAGGGAAGUGGUCCACAUAGGGGAAGUUGAAUAUGAAUUUGCACGAUUGUUGCCAUUCAAAAAAUUUGGUCACAAUGGAAUACAAAAAAAGUUCUGAAUUAAAAUGAAAUCUAUUUACAAAAUUUUAAAUAAAUAAUUUGCCUAGUUGGCACAUGGAAAGUAUGCCUUUUUACUGGGAUUUGUGUGUGAUGUAUAGAUUUUGUCAUCAAAAAAGCCUGCAUAAGAACACAAAUUUCUUCUUUCAGAAAUGUUUUCUAUUAACACACAUGUAUCAUCAGGGACAAAUAAAAGAGUCUUUUUUGUGGGUACGAAUUUAUUAGUCAUCAUAUUCUACUGUACAGAAUUUGUAUUGUCACAAAGCACUGUAAAUGCACAAACAGUCCUUUGUUGUUUCUCUAUUAGAAUUGGUCAUUGUUAAAAUUGUGUUGUACACAAUACACAUACUACACAGCCUAUUCGGAAAACCCCCAUUCAUGAACCCAUGUGGUGUGAACAUUGUUCAUGGUGGCUGGAAAAUCCCGUUUUUUGUUUGUUUAAACCUUUGGGACUUGAUACUUGGGAAAGAUUUACCGAAGCCAUGUGUGAAUGAAGGUUCUUAGGUGUAAGCCAUUGUCAUGGGUGUUGGAAUUGGGCGAGGGUCAACAACAUGUUUCGUUAGUUCUAAGGGUCAAGGCCUUGUAGGAUCUGUUUGGCUGGUAGGGGUUUUAAAGACAAUUACAAAUUCAAACACAAACCUGGAACCUAUAAUGCCUUUGGUAAACAAGUAUUCAAUGUUGGCCUUACUUAUAAUGUCUGGGUCAUAUGAACAGUCAAGGUUGUUUGUAUUGUGAACCCUAUUUCCAUAACUGAGUCAACACUUUCUUAAUUCCACAAAGGGCGAGAUGUGAAGUAACCUUUAAAUUUCCUAAAUUUACACAAUUAUGCCAGUAUGAUUUCAGGUUUGCCCUCCACUGAUAUGAUAUGAUGGUGAUAAGUAUUGUGUGUUUUUCACGUUCUGUAAGGCAAAUUUACUUAUCAUAUAAAAUCUGUGUUUGGCAAAACUGAACAUUAUUUUGUGUCUUUACCCUUUCCCUGCAAUAAAAUGGCAUCAGACUCACUUGUUAAGUCAGUAUUUUGUUUCGUAUGCAAUUUGGAAUGAUUGUAUAGUUUCUCAAACCAAGAAAUAAACAGUGUAUGAGUAGGGUGGAAGUACAUGAAUAAUUUUUGGAAAUCCAUGUGAAUAUUUUUUUUUGUAGUGUUGGUUCUCAACCACAACUUUUUAGAACCAACACUUCUCAAAAGAUAUUCACGUGGUGUUAUCGCAAACCUCUCUUAGUUAUUAUACACGGAUUAACGGUUUAAGAAAUUACACACAGUCCUUCAUAGUAUUAUGUUGUUUAUCAAAAUAGGCUAUGCAAUUUCACAAAACUCAACUACUGAAGAAAAACCCCAGUGGGACGGAUCCAAACUACAUUGGGCAGCAUGUAAGGGCCUUGAUAUUGAUUUUGUUUAAGAUGUUAGUGUCUAUUCGACAUGUGCAUGCUGUUUCUUUCAUGGCAGCUGUAAAAAUAAAUAUCCACUCUAUAUGCAAAUCAAUUGUCAUGCAAAGAAAUAGUACUGUUCUGUGCUAUUUAUUUAGGACACAAAGAUUUUGUUUUCUUUCAAGUAGGUCCAACACAAAUGGCGGUAAUUUAUACAGAUUAGUUGAUCACAAUGGUUGGAACGAAACAUGAUUGUCAAAAAUUAGAAGAAAAAA
Molecule: messenger RNA, 4760 nt
Organism: Asterias rubens (European starfish)
Lineage: Eukaryota; Metazoa; Echinodermata; Asteroidea; Forcipulatida; Asteriidae
Product: dual specificity tyrosine-phosphorylation-regulated kinase 2-like
Exons: 1
Coding region: 200-1930 (576 amino acids)
Biological process (GO): peptidyl-serine phosphorylation; peptidyl-threonine phosphorylation
Cellular component (GO): nucleus
Molecular function (GO): ATP binding; protein serine/threonine kinase activity; protein serine/threonine/tyrosine kinase activity
Source: RefSeq, a predicted model, not a curated record